Catharus ustulatus (Swainson's thrush) is the source of this 12427-nucleotide messenger RNA. It is a transcript of the gene VPS13A, whose product is annotated as vacuolar protein sorting 13 homolog A. Gene Ontology annotation, cellular component: extrinsic component of membrane. Bases 58 to 9672 code for a protein of 3204 amino acids. Gene Ontology annotation, biological process: protein retention in Golgi apparatus; protein targeting to vacuole; autophagy. The record is from RefSeq and is a predicted model, not a curated record. NCBI's taxonomy places the organism in Eukaryota, Metazoa, Chordata, Aves, Passeriformes, Turdidae. The transcript is spliced from 73 exons.
GCGGCAGGAGCCGGGGCGGCGGCGCUGCUGCCGGGCGGCCUUGCGGCCGGGGACAGGAUGGUGUUUGAGUCCUUGGUCGUGGACGUCCUGAACCGUUUCCUUGGCGACUACGUGGUGAAUGUGGACAGCUCUCAGCUGAAGCUGGGCAUCUGGGGAGGAGCUGUAGCACUGAAGAAUCUGGAAAUAAAAGAAAAUGCAUUGAGUCAGUUGGAUGUGCCAUUUAAAGUUAAAGCAGGACAUAUUAGUCAACUUAACCUACAGAUUCCAUGGCAAAACCUUUAUACUCAACCAGUUGAGGCAGUCCUUGAUGGAGUUUAUUUACUUAUUGUGCCCACAGCCAGCAUAAAAUAUGAUGCUGAAAAAGAAGCCAGGCAACUCUUGGAAGCAAGGCAAAGAGAAUUGCAAAGAAUAGAAGAAGCAAAGCAGAAGAUAGCUGACAGAGAUAAAGUAAAGGAAGAGAAACAAGACACUUUUGUGGAAAAACUAGUUACUCAGGUCAUCAAAAAUCUUCAGCUGAAGAUUUCCAACAUCCAUAUUCGCUAUGAAGAUGACAUCACAAAUCGUGAUAACCCCUUGUCAUUUGGGGUUUCACUUCAGAAUCUAAGUUUGCAGACCUCAGAUAAGAAUUGGAAUCCAUGUUUACAUGAUGAAACUGCCAAGUUGUUCCACAAGCUUGUGCGACUGGAUAACCUUUUUGCUUAUUGGAAUGUGAAAUCGGAGAUGUUCUACCGUGGUGGUUAUGAUGAAUCAUUGGUUAACUUAAAACAGGGAGUUGCCAGCCACAACGUGAUUCCAGACGGUUAUGAUUUUGUGUUCCGCCCAAUUUCAGCUAAAGCCAAGCUCCUUAUGAAUCCUCGAUCUGAUGUUGACUUUUCGUCACCGAAAAUAGAUUUAGAUGUAAAUUUACAGGAUAUAACUGUUGAAUUCAAUAAGCCACAGUACUUCAGUGUUAUGGAGCUUCUUGAGUCUAUUGAUAUGAUGACUCGAAAUCUGCCAUAUAGGAAGUACAGACCUGAUGUUCCAGUGCACAACAACGCCAAGAUAUGGUGGAAAUAUGUUCUUGAUGGCAUCCUUGAAGUAAAUGUUCAACCUAAGCUCCAAAUGUGGUCAUGGGAACAUAUUUCACAUCAUAGGAAGCAAGUGAAGAACUAUAAAGAGAUGUAUAAAACAAAGAUAACAUCUAAAAAACCUAAUGAAGAAAUCUUAAAAUUAUUGGAGGAAUUUGAAAAGACCUUGGAUAUUUUUAACAUCACUCUAGCAAGACAACAAGCAGAAGUUGAGGCAACUAAGGCUGGAUUGAAAAUCUACAGACCAGGAGUAAAACAAGAUGAUGAAAAUUCUGGUGGCUGGUUUAGCUGGAUAUGGAGCUGGUCGGGUGAAAAAAAGGAUAAAAAGCAAGAAAUAAAGGGUUCAAGUCUUGAAGAACUGAUGACGCAGGAAGAGAAAGCUAAACUUUAUGCAGCAAUUGGGUAUAGUGAAACAGCUGUGGAUCCAACUCUUCCAAAAUCUUAUGAAGCCAUGAAGUUCUCUGCGAACUUAUUAAGUAUGUCAAUAUCAAUAAGAGAAAACAAGCAAAGCCCUACGCUAAUAGAAUUUGCAUUAACUGACUUGAGUACAGUAUUUACCCAACGACCAGGUGCACAAGCAAUAAGGUUUGAAACAAAAAUUACCUCACUUGAAGUUACAGGUGUGUCUCAAGGAAAGUGUACAUCCAGUCUCCUGUCUUCUCGAACAGUCUAUUCGGAUGAAAGUACCUCACUUUUAAGCAUAAUGUUUGAGACUAAUCCUUUGGAUGAGAAAGCAGAUCAGAGAAUUAGAAUAGAAUCACAACCACUGGAAAUAGUAUAUGAUGCAAUAACAGUAAAUAGCUUAGUGUAUUUCUUCAGACCUCCAAAGGAUGUACAUUUAGAGCAAUUGACAUCAGCAACUCUGAUGAAACUUGAAGAAUUCCGUGAGAAAACAUCAACAGGUUUGUUGUAUAUUAUUGAAACUCAGAAAGUUCUUGACCUCAAAAUAAACCUCAUGGCUUCAUACAUCAUUGUUCCACAAAAUGGAUUCUAUGAUCAUACAUCAAAUUUACUACUUCUGGAUCUUGGUAGUUUUAAAAUGACAAGCAAAAGUCGUUCUGAUUUAUCAAAAAUCAAAGUAGGACAAACCUCUAUUGAAGAUAUAAUGUCAAGAGCUUAUGACAGUUUUGAUGUCCACCUCAGCAGUAUGCAGUUACUGUACAGCAAACAUGAUGAGAACUGGCGAGAAGCUCGGAAGCUGAAAAAUUCACCUCAGUGUAUCUUGCAGCCCUUGGAUGUAAAACUGGAAUUUAGCAGGGCUAUGGUUGUUACAGAUGCAAGAAUGCCUAGGUUCAAACUGUCAGGACAGUUGCCUUUACUUUCUAUCCAAAUAUCAGACCAGAAGGUGACAAGUAUCUUGGAGCUAAUUGAUAGCAUUCCUAAGCCAGAAAGUGCCCCUGUAACCAGCUCUCCUCCAAAAAUGACUGAGGCUGUAGCGUCCCCUAUGCUUUCAGCACCACAUGUAUCUCAAGGUGUGUAUCCUGUUUUGGAUCUUCAUUCUUUGGCUGAGUCAGAAUCAGAAGAAGAAUUUUAUGAUGCACUAAGCAGUCCUGUGGAAGAUGUGCCAUUUUUUGAAGUCCCAACUGAUUCCCUCAAGCAGGCUCUCAGUACAAGGCGGAAAACCUUACACAAACAAGAAUCUUUGAAGAAUAUGACGGAUUUUCAGCUGAAGUUUGAAGUAGCUGAGGUCUUAAUUAAAUUAUGCCGUCUGACUGGUGAUACUGAGAUGCCUGUGCUCCAGCUUAAUAUUUUAGGCUUAGGCACUGAACUUAAAAUGAGAACAUUUGACAUGACUGGGAAUGCUUUCCUUCGUGAAGUUGGUCUUCUGUGCCCAGAGUAUAUUGAUGAUAAUGAGAAGCCAGUUUACAUAAUUACUACAUUGGAUAAUGUAGAAGAUGAUCUUCUCACGCUGGAGUAUAUAAAGGCUGAUAUUAAAGGACCAGAACUGAAAACUGUCUAUCAGAAUGUUCUACAGAAAAUAAAGGUGAACUUUUCUUCUCUAGAUGUUCAUUUGCAUACUGAAGCUCUGCUGAACGCUAUGAACUAUCUGAAUAAUCUUUUACCUAAACAAGAAACUAAAGUUACAGAAGAGCCAGUCCAUGAAAAAACAGAGGAGAAGAAGGAUGUUCUUAAAAAAUUAACAUCAAAAAAAUCAAAGUAUGAAGAUGUUAUUGACCUCAUUAUCUGUGCGGAUUUAUCAUGUUUGAGUGUUUUUAUCAGAGAGAAAAACCAUAGAAUAGCUGAAAUUCAUAUUGAAGGUCUGGAUAGCCAAGUGAUCAUGAAGAAAGCAGCAACUGACAUGACUGCAAAAUUGAAGAACAUCAUUAUUGUGGAUUCUGAUGAGACAGCAUUGUAUAAAAAGGCUCUUUACAUCACAGGAAAGGAAGUCUUCAACUUCAGAAUGGUAUCAUAUGUGAAUGCUACAGAGGGCAUUGCGUAUACAAAUAUGGAUGUUGUUGACAAUCGUAUUUAUCUAACUGUUGGGUGUAUUCAAGUAGUUUUUGUCAACAAGUUUGUUUCAUCUAUUUUGGCUUUUAUCAAUAACUUUCAAGCUGCCAAGGAAGCUCUUACUGAGGCAACUGUUCGAACAGCAGAGAAAGCAGCUACAGGUGUAAAAGGGUUAGCAGAGCGUAGUUCCCGUUUGGCACUAGAUAUCAAUAUCAAAGCACCUGUCGUGAUAAUUCCACAGUCAGCAAUGUCUGCAAAUGUCCUGGUGGCUGAUCUUGGUCUAAUCACAGUGAAGAACCAAUUCUUUAUUGCUAAAACAAAAACACGAUGUAGUGUCCCACCUGUUAUUGACUCUAUGACGGUGAAAUUGAGCGAACUGAAGUUAUACAGAUCUUACUAUGAGCAAGAUUCUUUGCAAACUGAAGUACAGUUGCUGCAGCCAGUCAGUCUGGAAGUAGCUGUUGAACGAAAUUUAGCUGCUGCAUGGUAUAAUGAAGUUCCUGAUAUUGAAAUAUCUGGCAGACUCAAACCUAUGAAUCUAAUUCUAAGUCAGGAAGAUAUUACCACAAUACUGAGGACACUAAAUGAAAAUGCAGGUGAAGGCUCUGGUACAUCAACAGCUUUGCCAGAAGCAAAAGCAUCAACUAGUCAUUCUAGUGAAAUGCAUGGUACUUCUCAGCACUCUACAGGUGUAACUGUUGUGACAUCAGCUGUGGUGGAAUUGCACUCACCUAUGAAAAUAAAAACAACACUAAAACUGGACUUCAGAUUUGACUCUCUAACUUUAGUGUUGUAUAGUCCAAAUUCAAAACAGGUUAACAGUUUGGAUCAGAGAGAUGACCUUUUGAAGCUUGCAGAGUUUAAAUUAGAUCUCAUGUCAGCUGCUCUGAAAAUGUUAUCGGAUGGUUCAAUGAAUGCUUCAGUCAAACUGGCAAAUUGUACAUUAGAUGAUAAAAGACAGUCGAUCCAGAAGGCUACACCAAGAAUGGUGGAAAUGAAACAUGGAUUUGAAAAAAAGGUUAUGAUGGAUGUAAAUUACAAACAGGGGAGAGAUGGCACUGUUUUUGAUGUUAUUGUUCAAGAGAUAUAUCUUUGUGCAAGCAUGGAGUUUCUACUUACUGUAGCAGAUAUAUUCUUAAAGGCUAAAGCAGAAAGUGCUGCUGCACAGAAAAAUCUCAAACAGUCGUUACCUGUAAAGGACCAAGCAUCUGUGCAGCCUGUAUCUACGAUGGAAAUGAACAUUGUUGUUAAAAAUCCAGAGAUUGUGUUUGUGGCUGAUUUAACAAGAAGUGAUGCUCCUGCGUUGGUGGUUACAACACAGUGUGAAGUCUUCAUUAAAAGUAGCCCUGAAAGGUACAACAUGACAGCUGCUGUUAGAGAGAUACAGAUGAAAGCAUGCCCAUUUCUUCCAGAAGAAAGGAAAGAGAACAUUACUACGGUAUUGCAACCUUGUGACUUCUUCUUUGAAAUGAAACAGUCAGGUACUAAUCCACAGACAGCUGAUCUAACCAUUAAAUCUCUAACGAUAGAAGUUUCACCGAUAAUAAUAAACACAGUAAUUACUAUUACAUCAGCCCUUUAUCAAACUACAGAAACAACGAAUGAAGAGAUUAGUCAAAUUCCUCCUGACUUGUGGAAUAAGAAAGAUAUAAAAAAUCUGAAAUUGUGGUUUCUUGAAGAGACUAGUGAAAAUGAAGAUAAAAAUCCAAACACUGAACUGGUUCCUACAGGAGAGUCAUUGAAAAUUAAUAUAGAAUCUGUUUUUCUAACACUUGAAGCUGGAGUUGGGCACAGAACAGUGCCAAUGCUUUUAGCCAAGUCCUCAUUUGUUGGAGAAGUCAAGAACUGGAGUACUCUAAUCAACCUACAUUCUCGUCUUGAGCUGGAGGUACACUAUUUUAAUGAGAUGUUUGGCGUGUGGGAACCUUUGCUUGAACCACUAGAAGUUGAGAAGACUGACUUAUUCAAGCCAUGGACUCUUGAAAUCAAGAUGAAGAAGGCUAAAAAAGUGCUGUUUGAAUCAGAUGAUGAAGAAGAAGAGAACUACAAAGUUCCAGAAUAUAAAACAGUAAUAAAUGUUUCCUCAAAAGACCAGCUCAACAUUACACUGUCCAAGUUAGGACUGCAGAUGUUAAGUAACUUGGGCAUGGCAUUUGCUGAAGCAGCUAGUCAAACUUCAGACAUCUUCAAAAAAGACCGAGCACCAUUUGUAAUAAUAAAUUCUUUAGGAGUUCCCAUCACGGUCACACCUAGUGAUUCCUUCAGUGUCCUUAAUGUUAAGUUUGGAGCAAAAAUAUUUCAUUUAGAAGACAAAGAGAGUUUAAAUAUGGAAUUUGUCAGAACUAGAGAUGAGAGUGACCAAUUCACAGCAAUGACAACUAUGAGUAGCAAGAGAUUUUACAUUCAGAUCUGUCCUUAUAAUCAUUCUACUGUGGAAAAGAUUCCAUUGACUAAAGUGGGUCGAUGUAUUUACAAAGUGAGGCACGAAUCAGGUGUUGAAAGGUCCAUUGUCAGUCAAAUUGACACUGUUGAAGGAAGCAAGAUGAUAACGAUACGUUCCCCUGUUCAGAUAAGGAAUCACUUUUCGAUCCCAUUCAAUGUUUUUGAAGAAGGAAGAUGUUUAGGGACCGCUUCACCAGCAGAUGAAUUCAACAUACCAUUUUCCUCUUACAGGUCCGUAUUGAGUUUGCAGCCAUUACCCAAUGAAAACGGAGUGGGAGAAUAUAGUAUGUGUGAAGGAAUUACGUUUGAUGAAAUUAUGCAAAAUGUUGACUGUUUAUUACAAAGGAAAUGCCAGUCUGUGAGAUCAACUAAGCAAUCACUUAUCAUCAAUAUUGUUCCUGUAAAAGAUUCAUUGACAACUUCAUUAGGUGCAGAAGAUGAAUGGGAUUUUCCAUACGUUGUUCAUUUAUGGCCUUCUGUUCUUCUCCGCAAUCUUCUUCCUUACCAAAUUACUUAUUCUGUAGAGGGAAAUGGGAACAAAUACGACACUCUACAAGAGGGAUGUUCUGCACAGAUUCAUAAUGCAAUCUUGGACCAAACAAAACUAGAUUUGCAGUUGCUUAACUACCUUGAUCAAAACUGGAGGAGUGAGUACCAUAUAAAAAGCAACCUGCCUGAUAUCAGCUUCACGACAUUUCACUGUGUCACAGAGCUGGAUAAGACUGAACUGGAUAUUGCUGUUCACGUGACCUACACAACUGGGCAGAUGAUAAUAGCAAUUCACAGUCCCUACUGGAUGGUGAAUAAAACCGGUCGAAUGUUGCAAUACAAAGCUGAUGGUAUUCAUCGCAAGCAUCCUCCAGAUUACAAAAAGCCCCUCCUUUUUUCUUUUCAGCCUAAAAACUUCCUUCAAAAUAAUAAGGUGCAGCUUAGGGUAACUGACAGUGGAUUGUCUGAUCAGUUUUCACUGGACACUGUUGGAAGUCAUGGUUCUGUGAAAUGCAAGAGUCAUAAAAAGGAAUAUCAAGUUGGUGUCACCAUAAACAACAGCAGUUUUAAUAUUACUAGAAUUGUAACCUUCACUCCAUUUUUUAUGAUUUCAAAUAGAAGUAAAUAUACUUUGGAGGUAGCUGAAGAAGGCAAGGAAAAGUGGAUUCCCAUUGUUUUGCAACAGUGGUGUGAGAAACAAUGGGAAAGGGAACUUAGUGGCAUGUGCAUUCCCUUUUGGCCUGAAAAUGGUGCCAACAAACUCCUUGUUAGAGUUGAAAAUUCUGAUCUUCCUCCAAAGAAGAUAAAUUUUUAUCAGCAAGAAAACUGUCUUUUAUUGCAUUUGGACAAUAAGCUUGGAGGAAUUGCAGUGGAUGUUAAUCUGACUGAACAUUCUACAGUGAUUACCUUUUCUAAUUACCAUGAUGGUGCUGCUCCAUUUCUGUUGAUAAACCACACCAAAGAGGAUAUUGAGUAUGGACAAAGCUCCCUCAGUGAAUUAGAAGACUAUCUUCAACCAAAUAAGGCAGUAUUGUAUACUUGGGCAGACCCAACAGGAUCUAGGAAAUUAAAAUGGAGAUGUGGAAACAGAAUUGAGGAAAUUGGUCCAAAAGAGGACAAAAUGGACAUACUCACUGUGGGUUCCAGAAAAGCGGUCUAUUUCAUGUCAUUUUAUGAAGGUUUGCAGCGUAUUGUCCUGAUCACUGAAGAUGAGAAUGUAUUUAAACUGACAUAUGAAAGUGUAAAAGCAGAGCUAGCUGAACAAGAAAUUGUUUUGUCUUUGCAAGAUGUUGGGAUUUCGCUGGUUAAUAAUUAUACAAAACAAGAGGUGUCCUAUAUUGGAAUUACAAGUUCUGAUGUGGUGUGGGAGGCAAAACCCAAGAAGAAGUCAAGAUGGAGACCAAUGAGUGUUAAGCAAAUUGAUAAAUUAGAACAAGAAUUCAGAGAUUACAGUGAACUGAGUCCUUCAGAGCAUAAGAUUAUUGAGUUGGAAUCUAAUGUUUUGGUAUGUUUAACUCCUAAUGGAAUGAACAUGACGAUGCAACAACCAAAUGAGAUUCCUAUCAGAAGAAAUUAUCUGCCAGCUUUAAAAGUGGAAUACAGUUCCUCUGCACAUCAGAAGUCUUUCAGAAUUCAAAUUUACAGGAUACAAAUACAAAACCAGAUUCCUGGAGCCAUAUUUCCCUUUGUGUUCUAUCCUAUUAAACCUCCAAAGUCCAUCACCUUGGAUUCAGCACCAAAACCAUUUACUGAUGUCAGUAUUGUCAUGAGAACUGCAGGACACUCACAAAUAUCUCAUAUUAAGUAUUUUAAGGUUCUGAUUCAAGAGAUGGAUCUCAGAUUAGAUCUUGGCUUCCUGUAUGCAAUUGGAGAAUUCUUUGCACAGACUGAUGUGCCAAGUGACCAAGAGCUACAACGUUUCAAAAAGGAUGUUGAAUCUCUUCAAGAAGAACUAAUGAGUGUGUCAUCAAUGGAUACGUCACAAAUCAGCUUGUAUGAAUACUUCCAUAUCUCUCCAAUUAAGUUACACUUGAGCUUUUCACUCAGUACGGGUGGAGAAGAUAGUAACAAAGAAGAAAGAAAGAAUGAAUUGAUACCAUUUCAGUCCUUGAAUCUCCUGCUGAAGAGUAUAGGGGCCACCCUUACAGAUGUACAAGAUAUUCUCUUUAAGUUGGCAUUCUUUGAGCUCCAGUAUCACUUCUGGACUACACAGCAGCUCCAAUCAGCAGUUGUAAGGCAUUAUUCAAAACAGGCAAUUAAACAGAUGUAUAUUCUUAUUCUUGGCCUUGAUGUGUUGGGUAAUCCAUUUGGAUUCAUAAGAGGCUUGUCUGAAGGAGUAGAAGCUUUCUUCUAUGAGCCAUACCAGGGAGCCAUCCAGGGUCCUGAGGAAUUUAUAGAAGGAAUGGCAUUAGGAUUUAAAGCACUUGUAGGAGGAGCUGUGGGUGGAUUAGCAGGAGCUGCCUCAAGAAUCACAGGUGCUAUGGCAAAAGGAGUAGCUGCAAUAACUAUGGAUGAGGAUUACCAGCAAAAAAGGAGAGAAGCCAUGAAUAAACAACCCACUGGUCUGAGAGAGGGUAUCACUCGUGGUGGAAAAGGACUAGUUUCUGGUUUUGUCAGUGGCAUAACAGGAAUAGUUACAAAACCAAUAAGAGGAGCUCAGGAAGAAGGAGCAGCUGGUUUUUUCAAAGGUGUUGGAAAAGGCUUAGUGGGAGCAGUAGCGAGGCCCACUGGUGGAAUCAUAGAUAUGGCAAGCAGCACAUUUCAGGGUAUUAAAAAGGUUGCAGAUGCAUCAGAAGAUGUGAUAAGCCUGCGACCACCUCGCUUCUUUGGUGAAGAUGGAGUUAUUAGACCUUACAGAUUACGAGAUGGGACUGGAAGUCAAAUGUUACAGAAAAUUGAAAAUGGAAGAUUUGCAAAACUCAGAUAUAUUGCACAUGCUAUGGUCAACAGUACAGAUCUGUUAAUGGUAACAAAAAGCGGUGUGUUAUUUGUGACAAAAGGGGCAUUUGGACAGCUGACAUGUGAAUGGCAAUACACUUACGAUGAAUUUACCAAAGAACCAUUCAUCGUUGAUGGUCGAAGAUUGCGCAUUGAAGCCAAGGAACGAGUUAAGUCUGUCUUCCAUGCCAAAGAAUUUGGAAAAAUUAUUAAUUUUAGAAGUCCAGAGGAUGCUAAGUGGAUCCUUUCUAAACUAGAGGAAGUACGAGAAAAUCAACCGAAAUUCUAAUGAAUGGAGAAGCACCAAGAUAUUAAGAACACUGAACAGCUACCUUUUAAUUCCUCUUUCAUGAGCAGAACUGUUUGAAUAUCAUCAACAAAAGCAAAAACAGGAGGAAGGGAAAAUUUGUCCAGUUAUUUAUUAUAGUCACAACAGUCUAUAUCAGAAAAGUAGAUGAUGUUAGCUUGAAAAAAAUUACGUAAUGAUAGAAAAAAAUAUGCCAAGUUUUGUCUUGGUUUGCUUGAUUUUUUAAUGUAAGAAUUUCAGAUUUCAUUUUUUAUAUAAGCAGUAUAACGUGAGUUUGUCUUUACCUUUGAUACUGAAAUUGAACUCUGGAAUAAUUCUUAUGAUACUAUUUGGAGCAAAUCUUGCAGCUUUGAUUUGACUGUGGAAAUCAGUACAUACUAUGUUUUGGUUUUAAUGUGACUUGAGGUUGUGUUGAAAUACAAAUUUCUUUGUGAAAGGAAAUGUUAACUCUCCAGUGUUACAACUCAAAAUAUAAGAAGGAGGCUGCUGAUCGGAGAAUUUGAAUUUAGGUCAUAAGUGUCUACUUAGUUGACAAUACUAGGGCUUUUUGUAAAUGAAUGGACCAGGUCACAAUUAAUUUACAGUACAGUAUCACUUUUAGUGUAAACUUUUUUAUAUCCUACUCAAGGAAAUGUUGCAGCACCUCUAUCAAUUAUUACAGAAAAUUUAACAGUUUACAAAAAUGCAUAUUGGGGAGAAUUAACUCUGCACUAAAAAUAUUAAUAAGAGCCUAUUAUUUUAAGUAGAAGUUAGUAGCUGUCUUGCAAGUCAAGAAGGAGUUUAUGGGGUUAUAAGUGCACUGUUGCAUACCAAAUAUAAAUGCCUUGAAUUGCACAAUAUUGUGUGCUAAGCAAAUGACUACUGAAGUCAAAUUUAUAUUAAAUAAUAAAUAUAAUAUGUCACAGUUGCUUUUAUUAACUUUUCUUACCCAAUGAAACUUCUUUGUUUCAUACCCAGGCAGCAGCAUUUUAUUAGCUUGAAUAUCUGCACUUCUGUUUAUUUCUUAGAUGUAGUAGUAAUAGUGUUGUUGAAUGAUUGUUUACUGCAGUUGAUACAAAAAGUACAUGGAAUGAUAGUGUUACAUGAAGGUUUCCAUAAAUUCCCAAAUCAAAGUCUUCAAAAUAUCUUGUACAUACAGAAAGCACCUACUGCCAAAAUAUGAUUUCCAAACAAUCGUUCGGAAUAUUUAUAGCAACAGAUAUAAUUCUAACAUUGCUGGUGAUGCUUGAAGUAUACAAAUUGUUCUGUUAAUCUAAAACAACUAGCAUGUAACCUAUAGUUGCAGAUGUUUAAUUUACUGUAAGUCUUGCCAUUGGUGUUGAAUAACCAUUUAGCAGGUUACAAAAUGCAGGUAAUUUUGCAAUUUUCUCCAUAAAUUGUAAAUUGAAUAAAAAUACUAUAAGGGGAUCCAAAACUAUUAUAAUAAUGGUAUUAUUCCAAUCAUUUUGUACACCAAGUACAUACCAAGAGUUUUAACUCAGGUUAUACCAUGCCAAACUUCCAUACUUUGCCUUAGAUAAGUGGUGGUUUCAAGUGCACUGAGUAUCAUCCUUUAUCUGUCGCUUGUUUUUCAUCUAUCAUUUCUGUCUUAGGCAUGAUAGUUUGUUUAAUAGCCUCAUAACAUUCUUGAUAAGUAUGUGAUCUCCUCUGCAUCCCCGGCAUUUACAGAGUACCUGCUGCAAAUUUCACAAUACGUCUUGUACUUUGUACAUUCCCAUUUGUGUGUGGCUUUUCCAUUUAUCUGAUUCUAAAUAUUUCGUCUCCAUAGAGCCUCUAUUUUAAUUAUUUCUUCUGUUUUGUUAAUAAACUCUGAUUCUGACAUCUCAACUGGCUCUUCAGUAAUAUUUCAGCAACUUAACUCUUAAUGUUGAAGGAUUUAUUUUAAAUGUGCAUACUUGUGGUUAAGCACCUCAUGUUUUGGAGAACAUAACAAUUCCCCCAGAAUAGCAUUUUUUCUUAUAAACUAGAAAAUAUUUUGGUCUUCUUCUAACUAAAAGCCUUAAGACAGGGUCUAAACUGUCCAGAAGUCAGUGUGGGACUUCUCUUCCACAUCCCUUGGUUUCCACUUGAAAUGAAAGUAGGAUUUUCUAUAGGUCCCUUUUCUAGUCUGUAAAUCUGUCUUUUGACUUUGUUUUUUUUGAGAAAGCUUUCUCCAUAUAGUCAUGAAAGGGUUUCACCAUUUCUUGGCAAACACCAGUUGUCUCCUUUAACUAUAUAUCGCCCCAGGGUGAAGAGAAAGGUAUUUAGACUUGUGCCAUUGUGUAAUUUUCUGAAUUACUGCAGGUUGUAUGAGAUGUCUACUCUGCUGUGCCUCAUUCCUUAUUGCAAUAUACAUAUUUUUUCAACAAGAAGGCUGAGUAGGUGUGUUAAUUUUUAUUGAAAGUGUAUAUGCAACUAGAAAAGGGGAUCUUGAUAAAAACUGAAAUGUAGGCAUUUAGUUCUGCCCAUUGUGGUGUUUAAAAGUGUAUCUUGGCCUUUACUGAAGUGCUGAAGAACUACUCCUCUUCUGUAUGACUGUUAUGUAAACUUAAUAUGUUUGAGAAACAUCAUUUGGGUUCUCAGUUUGCUAAGGGUUACAAUUACCUCUAAGAAAUUGCUGAAGCAUUUGUAAGUCUGUUGCACUUCCUUUUUGUUCAGCUGCAUGGCUUUCAUGGCAUGGCUUUCUUGAUUUCUACCCCAUCCUAUCCCCCACUUCUUAAUCUUUAAUAAAGUGAAACUGAAUUUUAUUUGACUGAAA